AUGAUCAAGGAGAAGAUAAGUUCUAAGGAAUUGCAAGGUGUUCGUGUUUCGCCAUCAGCUCCUGCAGUCUCUCAUUUGCUCUUUGCCGAUGAUUCUUUUCUCUUUCUUCGUGCUUCUCGUCGUGAAUGUCAGCUUCUAAUGGCUCUUCUUCGUGAGUAUGAAGGAAUCAGUGGUCAACGGUUGAAUUUAGCAAAAUCUGCUGCUUUUUUCAGUCCUAAUUUGGAUUCCUCUGCUCAGAGUGAGUUAGGCACGUUGCUUGGGGUUGGAUCUAUUGGCCUCCUUGAUCGGUAUCUGGGUCUUCCUUCACUUGUUCAGCGAUCAAAAAAGGAAACUUUUAGGUUCGUGGAGGAGAAGCUCAUGUCUGUUUUGCAGGGUUGGAAAAUCAGGACACUGUCUAUUGCUGCGAGGGAAGUGUUACUUAAAUCUGUGGUUGCGGCUCUUCCUAUAUAUACUAUGUCUUGCUUUUGGUUACCUGCAGAUCUCAUCCGACGCUUGAAUUCCCAUAUGGCUCGUUUCUGGUGGGGGGCGGUUCAAGGUCAGCGUAGAGUUCAUUGGAUAGCAUGGAAAUCUCUUUGUGGCAGUAAACAUGAAGGUGGAUUGGGAUUCCGGGAUUUUGGGUGCUUCAAUCAGACGUUAUUGGCUAAAGUUGCAUGGCGUAUCCUCACUGAGCCGGCCUCUCUUUUGGCUCGUAUUCUUAAAGGGCGAUAUUUUGUUGGUCAUCAUAAUUUGCUGGAUGCCUCGUGUGGCUCAAAUUCGUCGUGGGGCUGGCGAAGUAUCCUCCAUGGUCGAGAUUUACUUUCUCGUGGGUUGCGUUGGCAGGUAGGUAAUGACUUUUCCGUACGGGUGUUUGAAGAUGCUUGGUUACCCACAUCUCCGCCGUCGAUUCCUUCUCGUAGACCUGGUGCCCCUGUUUCUUCCCCGUUUGUUUCGGCGUUGAUUGAUCCGGGAUCUUGCACUUGGAAUAUGGCAGCCUUGCGUCUGUUUUUCAAUGCUGAUACUGUCAAGCUCAUCUCUUCAAUUCCUCUUCCGCAAGUCCAAAUCCCGGAUAAGUUGAUAUGGCAUUUUGAGCCAUCAGGUGUUUUCCAGGUUCGGUCUGCUUAUCAUCUUGCUUUUCAAUGCUAUCGUUCUGGAGUUGGUAGGCCUCGUGUAAAUCAAAUGGAUCAUGAUAUGUGGCUUUGGUUGUGGAAUUUGAAAUUGCCACCAAAGCUUAAAUUUUUUGUUUGGCAGUGUCUUAAUCGGAUACUGCCAACUAGGGAGGCCUUAUCUCUCCGGGGUCUUGAUAUAAUCCCGAUUUGUCCGGUUUGUGGACGGAAGGUGGAAUCGUUAGAACAUCUGUUUUUUAAUUGUUCAUUUGCUCGAAAAUUGUGGAGCUUGGUUGGUUUUCGUUCUCAGCUUGCAGGUUGGGAUAAGCGUUCAUUUGCAGGUAUGGUUCGGGAGGUGCUUUUUCAUAAGAGCGGGAGGGUGAAUAAUUCUUAUUUUAACCUGCAAGUUAUAGCCAUGUUUUGGCGUAUUUGGAAGAACAUGUGUAUGGUUCUUUUUGAUCAGCAACAGGUCUGCUUGGAGUCCAGGGCGGCGGAGUGGCGUCAUCAGGUGAAUGAAAUUGAGUAUGCCUUCUUGUCCGCAUCUCUUUCCCCGGCCAUCCCGCUACCAUCUUCUGUUCCUACGGGAUCAGCGUUUCCGCAUGAUGUUCAUCAAUUUCAUGCUUCUUUCGACGGUGCCACUAGGAGGGGGGAUGCAGGUGCGGCAGCGUAUGUGAUUGGGGACGGUUCGUCUGAUGCAGGGAUGGUGUUUUCAAUUGCAGCUGCGGCAACCAUUUAUGCAGGGAUCAAAGAUGCUCAUGUUUUGGAGACCCUAGCUCUUCGGGAUUGUCUCAAGGAAUGCAGCACAAGACAACUCACAUCGCUUCUUAUUACGAGCGAUGCGAAGGUUAUCCUGGAUAAAUGUUUGGCUGGGGAUUUCAAUGAUUCUAAGGUUGGCGCAAUUUUGCGUGAGAUCAAAGCCUUGUUGGCUGGUUUUGGGGGGUAUUGUGAUCUACGUUUCGUAGGUCGUCAUAGGAACAGGGAGGCUCAUUUAGUGGCCAAAAAGUCCCUGAGUUUGUCGCCUCGGGUCCUGUCGAGGUUCGACUAUGUGUCUUGGUUACGUAGCUUGUAA
Linum trigynum is the source of this 2151-nucleotide messenger RNA. Lineage: Eukaryota; Viridiplantae; Streptophyta; Magnoliopsida; Malpighiales; Linaceae. The record is from the annotation of a GenBank genome assembly.